CCGCCCGGCCCGGGCCUGGGGGGGUCUGGGGGGUCUGGGGGGGCUCGGCUCAGCUCGGCCAGUGCACCAUGGAGCUCCAGCGGGCAGCAGCUCUGGCCACGGCGCUCCUGCUCACUCUGCUGUCGACCGGCUGCUGGGGCAGGAACGAGGAGGAGCGUCUCAUCAACUACCUGCUGAAGGAGAAGGGCUACAACAAGGAGCUGCGGCCCGUCGAGAGGCAGCAGGACGCCGUGGACGUUUACUUCGCCCUCACGUUGUCCAACCUCAUCUCUCUGAAAGAAGUUGAUGAGACGCUGCUGACGAACGUAUGGAUUGAUCAUGCGUGGACCGACUACCGUCUGGCCUGGAACGUGUCAGACUUCGACGGCAUCGAGAUGCUGCGCCUGCCGUCCAACAUGGUGUGGCUGCCGGAGAUCGUCCUGGAGAACAACAACGACGCCCAGUUCCAGGUGGCGUACUACAGCAACGUGCUGGUGGACAACAACGGCUUCUGCUACUGGCUGCCUCCCGCCAUCUUCCGCUCCUCCUGCUCCAUCAACGUCAACUACUUCCCCUUCGACUGGCAGAACUGCACCCUCAAGUUCUCCUCUCUGACCUACAACGCCAGAGAGAUCCGGAUGCUGCUGAAGGAGGAGGCCGACGACAACAGCAAGUGGACGGUGGAGUGGAUCGUCAUCGACCCCGCGAGCUUCACUGAGAACGGCGAGUGGGAGAUCAUCCACCGGCCGGCCAAGAAGAACAGCUACAAGCACAUCCCCAUGGAGAGCAACAAGCACCAGGACAUCACCUUCUACCUCAUCAUCAAGCGCAAGCCGCUCUUCUACAUCGUCAACAUCAUCAUCCCCUGCGUGCUCAUCUCCUUCCUGGCCUCGCUGGUCUACUACCUGCCGGCCGACAGUGGGGAGAAGAUGACCCUGUCCAUCUCCGUGCUGCUGGCCCAGUCCGUCUUCCUGCUGCUGAUCUCCCAGCGGCUGCCGGAGACGUCUAUGUCCGUGCCGCUCAUCGUCAAGUAUCUGAUGUUCAUCAUGGUGCUCGUCACGGUGGUGGUGCUGAACUGCGUGGUCGUCCUCAACCUGCACUUCAGGACGCCGAGCACACACGUCAUGACGGAGUGGACCAAGAGGUUCUUCCUGGAGCGGCUGCCCCGGCUGCUGCACAUGUCCAAGCCGGCGGAGGAGGAGCCGCGCUGGGACGGCGCGUUGCCGCGGAGAUCCAGCUCGGUGGGAUACAUCGCCGCGGCGGAGGAAUAUUACAGCGUCAAGUCCCGCAGCGAGCUGAUGUUCGAGAAGCAGUCGGAGAGACACGGGCUGGCCAAGCGGCCCACGCCCGCCGCAGUGGUGAAGCCCCAGGACGACGGAGGAGUGACGGAUCAGCUGUUCUCGGAGAUCAAACCCGCCGUGGACGGAGCGAACUACAUCAUCAAACACAUGCGCAACAAGAACGACUACAACGAGGAGAAGGACAACUGGAGCGGCAUCGCCCGCACGGUGGACCGGCUCUGCCUGUUCCUGGUCACCCCGGUGAUGACCCUCGGCACCAUCAUCAUCUUCCUCAUGGGGAUCUGCAACCACCCGCCCCACCUGCCCUUCAAGGGGGACAAGCACGACUACACAGAGGGAAACGCACGGCUGCUGUGACGCAGGACCUCUGUUUCUCAGCCUGGAGUCAAACAGUUACUCGCUUUGUUUCUAUGUGAUUUGAAUAAGGAUUUACUUGAGAAUAAUUCUAUAAAAUUACAGCUCUGUUGUGAGAAUAUUCCUUCAAGACGGUUUUUGGUCAUAUAUUUGAAUCCAUUCACACGUUUGUUUAUUCUCUGAGGGAAAAACCUCUCUAAAAUUAUGUAAUUUUUAACAUAUUGAACAUUAAAA
This is a messenger RNA of Cololabis saira (Pacific saury), 1868 nucleotides long. It is a transcript of the gene chrnd, whose product is annotated as cholinergic receptor, nicotinic, delta (muscle). Gene Ontology annotation, cellular component: synapse; postsynaptic membrane; neuron projection. Gene Ontology annotation, molecular function: acetylcholine-gated monoatomic cation-selective channel activity; transmembrane signaling receptor activity. NCBI's taxonomy places the organism in Eukaryota, Metazoa, Chordata, Actinopteri, Beloniformes, Belonidae. The record is from RefSeq and is a predicted model, not a curated record. The coding region runs from base 69 to 1637 and encodes 522 amino acids. The transcript is spliced from 12 exons. Gene Ontology annotation, biological process: regulation of membrane potential; nervous system process; monoatomic ion transmembrane transport.